Aspergillus brunneoviolaceus CBS 621.78 is the source of this 1958-nucleotide messenger RNA. Its product is annotated as folylpolyglutamate synthase. Bases 268 to 1857 code for a protein of 529 amino acids. Lineage: Eukaryota; Fungi; Ascomycota; Eurotiomycetes; Eurotiales; Aspergillaceae. Gene Ontology annotation, cellular component: cytosol; cytoplasm; mitochondrion. The transcript has 5 exons. Gene Ontology annotation, biological process: tetrahydrofolylpolyglutamate biosynthetic process. Gene Ontology annotation, molecular function: ATP binding; tetrahydrofolylpolyglutamate synthase activity. The record is from RefSeq and is a predicted model, not a curated record.
GUUGAUCGUUCGAUGAGAGUCAAUACAGAUAUAUGGUCAUGGGUCAAACAAGUACAGACUUGGCGCAUGCGUUGUCUUGUUUCCAAGGUGUACAUAGCACGGAACUUGGGCUAUCUCUCAACCUCACCUGUCGGCCUGACGGUCACUCUCUUUGAGCUCAUCAUUUGAUCAUCUGGAUUAGCAGGAUACGAGAGCAAUAAGGUAGCUAGAAUCGAUUUUCGAUGGCAUUGCCUCCCCGGUCACGUGUCAUGACGCCUCAGGAAUGAGAUGCCGAUGCCGAUGCCGAGAGACCGGCGUCGGCGACAUGGGCUGCGAGAUAAGAUGCGUGGGGCAAAUGAGCCUGAUUUUGUGUUAACCUCCCCAGAGCCGUCAUAUUCCAGGGGCCCUGCCGAUAUGAAGCGCAGCUACGAGAACGCUCUGAAACUCCUGGAGAGCCGCCGACGAAAAGCUCGGCCAAGAGCGCCCGCGCUGGUCCCAACAAACCAAGAUGCAGCGACCCCGACUGACAACCAAGCAUUGCGGGGCGUGCCUAGCUUGGUUGGAAUGGAAGACUGGUUGCGAAAAUUAGGGCACUCGGACAAUGAUGUGAACGGCCUCAACAUCGUUCAUGUCGCCGGUACCAAAGGGAAAGGCAGCACCUGUGCAUUCACCCGCUCCUUCCUUCGCACCCAUGGGUUGCGCACCGGAUUCCCUCAGAAGGUCGGGCUUUAUACUUCGCCUGAUUUGCAGUGCAUCCGCGAGAGGAUCCAGAUCAACGAGCAGCCGAUACCGGAGGAGCUAUUCACUCGUUACUUCUUCGAAGUAUGGGAAAAGCUGGAGACUCCUAGUCCAGAACCUAGUGUCCUUCCUGCCAGACAGCCGCGCUAUCUUCAGCUUCUCGCCCUUCUUGCGUUUCACACAUUCAUCAGAGAGAAUGUUGAUGCGGCUAUAUUCGAAACGCACCACGGCGGAGAAUAUGACGCCACAAAUGUCAUUCAGAAGCCGGCGGUGACAGCUAUCACCGCUCUCGGUAUGGAUCAUGUUGCGCAGCUUGGCCCCACGAUUGAGAACGUUGCUUGGCAUAAAUCCGGGAUUUUCAAGCCCGGCGCACCUGCGUUCUCAGUCUCGCAGGGGGAAGAUCCCGCCGAAGUGCUGCGCCUUCGAGCUGCUGAAAGGCAGACCACUUUGACAUUUGUCUCGACGAAUGACUCGCUUCCGGUCAAUAACAAGACUCUUAGUAUCCCUGUGCAGCGCCUGAACUGUUCUCUGGCUCUUGAGCUAACUAGAGCCUGGCUAAAAAUCAAAACGCCAGAGCAUACAUUGGACGAGUCAGACAUUGCCGGUGCUGUGGAAAAUUUUAAGUGGGCUGGUAGGUUUGAGAUCAUCGAGGAUGGAGAAUCUCGGUGGUUCAUAGAUGGGGCCCAUAACACGUUGAGUCUCGGACAAGCGGCUGCAUGGUUUGUCUCAAACACCAACACGCCUGCAAGAAAUCUAUGCCGCAUUCUGAUUUUCAGUCACUUCUCGGAGGAGCGUGACGGGGUUGACCUUGUCGAGUGUCUGGCGAAGGCGCUUGCGGAAUUGCGGGCUAUGCCGGAAUAUGUCAUAUUUACCACGUACGAAGAGAGGGAAGAUGGAUCCACCAGAAUAGAUAAAACUCUCAAAAUCCCGGAGACCCCAUCCCCAGAUAUGUGCUCCAUAUAUACUUCGUUGUGGAGACAACGCGAUGCCAAGGCCUCAGUCUUGAGUGAAGCAACUAUCGAGGGCGCGAUCAAACUGGCCAACAGAAUCGGCGCUGCACAAGGCGGUGCUCAGAUCCUCGUGACUGGCAGUCUUCAUCUGGCUGGAGGUGCUCUCAGCAUCUUACGGCCUCAAGUAUAACUCUGCUUAUGCUGCUCUCUGUCGAAAGAGAUGCGAUAGACCAUUGUAGAUAUUUAUUUACCAUUAGAUAGAUCACUGCCAAUAGCCACUGAAUUUAGCAU